ACACGCAUUCGUUGACUCGGCCGGAGAGAAGAGCAAGAUGUCUGCCCUGGACGUGGAUGAUUUUAUUCAACAGAACCGAGCUCUGGCCGAACAAGUGGAAACGUUUCGAGGUUACUGGGAGAGUGACAAGCAGUGGGAGGCCAGGAGGGAGUUCAUCCUGCGGAACAUGAAGGACUACGAGCAGCGGGAUCAGCUGCUCUCUCUGUCCAUGGUCUGGGCCAACAACGUCUUCCUCGGCUGUCGUUAUAGCACAGAGCUUCUGGACAAAGUGAAGGAAAUGGCUGAAGGUAUCGUGGUGGAAGACGCACCAGUCUUCAAGACAAGAGACGAAAUUAUGAAGAAGCAACAGGGUCGAUGACCGGCUCACCUGUAUCGUCUCUUCUGGUUGUAUCGGAUCAAAACUGACGGGACUUAGCUGAUACGUACACACAGGCUGUGCUUGUUACAUCGGACCACAUUUCUGUGGUUUUCUUACCGUCCUACAUUGUUUAUGAUGGACGUUAUGAGUGUGAACACCAAUAAUGUUUUUUUUUUUUUAAUGUAAUGCAGAAAGAUGUUUUUUUUUUAGCAUUUUACUUAUAUAGAGGCAGUUUACAGAUGUUUUGACUUUGAGCUUCACUGCCCGUCAAUCUCUACAUUGUUGUUUUUCCUUUUUAUAAGUGUAUUAAUUGUUUUCAGUGUUUUUAUAAAAGUUCAGAUGCAAUAUGACACUGGAUCCCAUCCUCAUGUCCCUGUCUGGAGCACAAUAAAAGACUUGCGUUUUCUUUA
This is a messenger RNA of Toxotes jaculatrix (banded archerfish), 768 nucleotides long. RefSeq names its product CDKN2A interacting protein N-terminal like (gene xtbd1). The transcript has 3 exons. Lineage: Eukaryota; Metazoa; Chordata; Actinopteri; Toxotidae. The record is from RefSeq and is a predicted model, not a curated record. The coding region runs from base 38 to 358 and encodes 106 amino acids.